AUGUUUCCGACGGUCAAAGUCUCCGUGUCGAACGUCGACUACGACGCGCUCUACUACGUUUUUCUCGACGUCAUUCCAGUUGACGCUAAGAGGUUCUUUUUUGAGUUUCGAAAUAAACUUCAGCGUUUCAAAAUUGUUUCAAGCCGUGGUAUCUUUUUUCGGUUGAUAAUUAUCAACAUUUUCCGAAAAGAAAGAACAACGACGACCUGAAGAGACUGCAGAGAAAGAGAGGAAUCUGAUCUCUCUGGCGUCUCUUCGGCGGGCGAUGCUCUUUCGUUCUCGCUCAUUCUUUUUAUUUAUUUUAGCCCUAUGAUUUUAAAUUUGAUUUUUAUUUCACUCAUUUCCAUAAAAUAAAUACCUAUUUGUUAUCUCGAGGCUUUUAAAGCUAUAAAAUACCCGGAAGAGAUGGAUAGUAGAAGAGACGCCAGAUGAACACAGAAAACUGGAUAGUUUCUUUUCUAACACGUGUAAGUGUAAGAAAACAGAGAUAUAGAAUAGAACCUCAUAAAAGUACCAGGAUAAAUACUAAAUUUAAACCAUUCUAUUUCAGAUACCGGUACAUUUACAACAAAUCCGCGUGGCUGACGGCCGGAAAAGCCGAGCCAGCGCCACGAAAUCGACUCUAUUUGCACCCCGACAGUCCUUUCAGCGGUGAACAGGUGAUAUUCAGGAGAUAUCAGCAGUUUAUCCAUCGUUUUAAGCUUUUGAAGCAAGUAAUAUCGUUCGAAAAGGCGAAAUUGACGAAUAAUGAGGUGGACAAGGCGGGACAUGUAAGUGAUCGUCCUUUAUUAAAUAUAGAUGAUUUUUUUUACUUCAGUUGAUUUUGAAUUCGAUGCACAAAUACCAGCCAAGGAUACACGUUGUGAGAAGAGAUCGACAUAAUCCAUUGGAUGCAAAUAAAGUAUGUUUUAUUUGAUUGUUUCAUGUAAAAAUUAAUAAGUCACACUGUGAUUAAAGUUAGAAAAAAAUCAAAUUUAUUUUUUUGGAAAAUCAACAGUUAUGAAAAAUAAAGAUACAACUUCGUUAUUUUUCGAGUAAUGGAAAGUUUUAACUUAUCAUAUUCAAGUGUAACAAGUACUCUUUUGAUGAAUAAUCGUCUUAUUGGCUGGUCACACCCACUUUUCUUGUUAUGAGGUUAUAAUGAUAGAAAAAACGUUGGAUAAAUCGGUUGAUUAUCCAAGAAUACUUUAAAAUCUCGGUUCAAGUCAAAAAAAUUGAUAUUUUCCUCACAAGGAAGAUCAUUCCACUUUUUGAAAAUUGGCCGAAAAAUUUCUUGAUCUACCAAAAAAAUAUCCUCAGAACCUCAACCAGCACAAGAUCCUAGUUUUCAAAGAAUUAGGGCUCAAAGCCCAAAAAAUAGCCCAUUUUUACGGCUUCUGUGAGUUUUCUUUGACUUAGAGGUGUCCCAAACAAUAAGAAGAUGAACAGUUUGGUACUUUCGGAAUCUUUAUCGGGAAAAUCAAGAUGUGUUCUGCACGAUUUUCAGGAAAAUCCCAACCGUGAAAAAAAAGACCUCCCUUGUCAGUAGAGAGAGUUAUUCCAAAGUUUUCAGAUGACUCUGACCGACGAAGAACAUGGCACUUUUGUAUUUCCCGAGACGCAGUUCAUGGCGGUCACCGCCUACCAAAAUCAAUUAGUCAGUUGAGAAUUUCAUUAAGCAUUCAAAAAUCGAAACUUCAGAUAACAAAGUUGAAAAUCGAGAAAAAUCCCUUCGCCAAGGGUUUUCGCGACCCAAGUGGCCGGUCUCCGGAUUAUGAGCCGUGAGUUUUUGUUCUUAUAUUAUUUUUUCAAUACAUGUGAAAAAAAAAUUAUUUUUUGAAUAGUUUCAAAUAAUAAACAGAACAAAAAACUGCUCAAAAAACAUAAAAUUUAGCAAUUUUUCAGAAGCAACGAUUCUCCAUCUCUCCUCCUGCCCAACAUGUACCAGCCAGCACUUCUACAGCACGCUUUGUUACAACAAUGUUGGUUUCUCCUUUUCAUUGCCUUUUUAAUAAGUAUGGAGAUAUAUGAAGGACAAAAGAAUGUGUAAAACAAACGGCGAGAUCAACUUUCAGUGAAAAAUCCGGUUAUGAAACAAAAGACCUUCUUUCUCAUCAAAAAAAUUUUUAAAAUUUGAAACUUGAUUCGACUUAGAUCUUAGGAACGCCCGAUUGCUCACUAUGAGGUUAGGGAAAAUAAUCUGACACCUAAGCCCCUCGAGCUUAAGUGGUCCCUAUGAGAGCUAUUAAAAUUUUGUUUGGAUUUGAAAGCUAAAAAUUGAUCAAUACAUCUCUGUUCUAUCAAAAGGUUCUAGAGGACAUUUCAGCCAAGUUUUAUCAAAAGUGGUAGCGACGAAAUUGAAUUGUUUUCUCCAUUUUUUUAAAAAUAAAUAGAGCCCCAAAAACUUCAGACUACGCGAAAGCGUCGGCAGUCCGGGUGAUGCCGCCGAUCGGACCGUCGCUUCUCUCUCAGAUGCUCCUCUACCAAAUGCCAUUUUCCCUCGGAGCCCAGUCGACCAACGAUCCUCCGGCGACGUCAUCAGCCGAGCCGGCACGUCUUUAG
Caenorhabditis auriculariae is the source of this 2541-nucleotide messenger RNA. Lineage: Eukaryota; Metazoa; Nematoda; Chromadorea; Rhabditida; Rhabditidae. The record is from the annotation of a GenBank genome assembly.